Molecule: messenger RNA, 1268 nt
Organism: Aethalodelphis obliquidens (Pacific white-sided dolphin)
Lineage: Eukaryota; Metazoa; Chordata; Mammalia; Artiodactyla; Delphinidae
Product: fibrous sheath CABYR-binding protein-like
Exons: 3
Source: RefSeq, a predicted model, not a curated record
GGGAGGGGACGGACAGGGAUUCCUGGGGAAGGCAGACAGCCUUCAACGUCCUGAGGUGAUGGUACUAAGGUCUGUGCAACUUGAAAGAGCCAUGGUGUCUGGAGUCCUUCCACCCGGCUAGGACCAGCUCCAUCUCAUGAGAUCCACAGCCUACGGUCUGGCUUUAUUACAUCACUCAGAUCAGCAGCCCUUCCUCUCAUGCCUCAUCCCCAGGGCCUGGAGGCAGCAGAUGUUGCACCUUGCCUCCCAAUCACCCUUCAAAAUCACUAACCUGGUUCAAAAGCUGUGUAAGGCUAUGUUCCUCCUCAUUGUUGCACACAGUACUGCGACAGAAAUCCCGAGAGGUUCUUCAAGGUGGAGACCUAGGUAUGGAACUGCUGGGUGAUGGGGACGCGUGCAGUAAACUAACAGAGCUUCUUGAGCUGCCACGUGAUUCAUCAGUUUCGACUCACCAGACGCUGACUGAAAGAACUUUGUUUUCUCCUAUCUCCCCAACUUGUUAUGAUCAAACAUUUAAUAAGUGCCUCCCUGAGCAGAUGCAGGCUGCUGACCCAAAGGGAGAGGAGGAGACCUCUGCCCCUGAGGAGCAGGAGACUUGUGAAAUGAAAGAAGGGAAGGAGUGAAGUUCUUCACGCCAGGGCGAGGCUUGUGAAAACAAGGAUGGGAAAGAAGCCUUAUCCUUUAAGCCUAAGGAACAAGAGACCUUUGAAUCCCUGGAAGAAGACAAACCAAUAAGCGUGUUUUCCCCUCCAAGUGAAUUUUCCCCUCCCUCUGUGUUUCCCCCUCCAACUGCACCUACCCCUCCCUCUGUGUUUCCCCCUCCAACUGCACCUACACCCUUCACUCUGUUUCCCCCUCCAAAUGAAUUUCCCCCUCCCAGAGUGUUUCCCCUUCAAUAUUUAAUUCCUUAAAUUUUGUCUUCUCCUUGGAAAGGUAUCUGUUCUGAUAUGCUCUCUCGUGCCUUGGCUCCUUGUGGCAUUUAAUAAUUUAUGUUAAAAGCAAAACUAAGUUCAAUCAGAUGUGUAUGUUCUAUAAUAGAACCAUGUAUAUUUGGUAAAUUUUCUAAUUGAGUAAUAAAGCACAGGUCUUUAUUGCAUGGACCCUAGGAAGAGUACCUCUCCUUAAAAAUAGGUUUGGGAAAUUAUGUUUUGAAGAAUUGAGAAGUCAAAAUAUUUUCCAGGUAAGUAGGACAUUACAGUACAUAAGAGCUUGAGCUCCUUGCUUAGAACUUUCCUGACUUGCUGGUCUUGCAAAGGAAUGAGAUUAGC